Molecule: messenger RNA, 4170 nt
Organism: Archocentrus centrarchus (flier cichlid)
Lineage: Eukaryota; Metazoa; Chordata; Actinopteri; Cichliformes; Cichlidae
Product: thrombospondin-2-like
Exons: 22
Coding region: 261-3809 (1182 amino acids)
Biological process (GO): cell adhesion; negative regulation of angiogenesis
Cellular component (GO): extracellular region
Molecular function (GO): calcium ion binding; protein binding
Source: RefSeq, a predicted model, not a curated record
CCUUCCAUCCAGCUGGGUUGCUUGCUGGGAGAUAUGCAGCCUAGUUCAUCGCCAGACACACGGUGACAAAUUACGGAUUAAAAUGUGCUGUGAUCUUCACUUUGGAUACUAAGGUGAGAAGAUAAUAAAGGAGGCAACCAAAUAAGGAAGAGGAAAAGGAGACAUUCCACUACAGCCCCUGCGGAGCUGCUGCAGGGACGAGCCUACUAACUGUGAUUUCUAGUUUUGGGAAAAGGGAGAGGAACAAGGAGAACGCAGGAAUGAGUUCUCUGAGAGGUCUUCCUCUGCUUUUGAUAUUCCUCUAUGCGGCAGCAGUGUGUGCAGGUGUGGGUGGUGCAAAGGUCAACAAUGUGUCGUCGCAAAUCUGUCGUCAUCCAUGUGAGGACCUGGUUGGCUUGCUCACUGAGAUCCAUGGCCUGCGUGUUGUGACCAACAACCUGCUUGAAGACUUGGAGAAAGUAUCAAAAGAAAAUGAAGAGAUGCGGAUAUCUUUGGCUGAGCUCAGCAACAGACGCGGCAAUGGCAACAGCAGCAACAGACGCAGUAAUGACAGCGGCGGCGGCCACAGCGGCGGCAGCAGCAGUGGUGGUGGCAGCAGCAGCAGUGGAGGUGGCAGCAGCAGCAAUGGAGGUGGCAGCAGCAGAAGCAGCAGUGGUGGCGGCAACAGCAGUGGUGGUGGCAGUAGCAGCAGUGGUGGUGGCAGCAGCAGCAGUGGUGGUGGCAGAAGCAGUGGUGGUGGCAGCAACAGUGGUGGUGGCAGCAACAGCGGUGGUGGCAGCAACAGCAGAAGCAGUGGUGGUGGCAGCAACAGCGGUGGUGGCAGCAACAGCAGAAGCAGUGGUGGUGGCAGCAACAGCAGUGGUAGUGGCAGCAACAGCAGUAGUGGCACCAGCAGCAGUGGUGGUGGCAGCAACAGCAGAAGCAGUGGUGGUGGCAGCAGCAGCAGCAGUGGUGGCAGCAGCAGUGGUGGUGGCAGCAACAGCAGAAGCAGUGGUGGUGGCAGCAGCAGCAGCAGUGGUGGCAGCAGCAGUGGUGGUGGCAACAACAGCAGAAGUGGCAGCAGUGGUGGUGGCAGCAACAGCAGUAGUGGCGGCAGCAACAGCAGUAGUGGCAGCAGCAGCAGCGGUGGUAGCAGCAGCAGUGGUGGCAGCAGCAGCAGCAGUGGUGGAGGCAACAGCAGUGAUGGUGGUGGCAGCAGCAUCAGCCGCAGAGGUGGUGAUGGUGGCACAAGUGACAAUGAUCUUGACAGAGACAGAGACGGUGAGGUGUGGUGUAUGCAGGAUGGUCGAAUAUAUGAGCAGGGGGAGGACUGGGAAGUCGACAGCUGCACCUCCUGUAAUUGCCAGGAUGGAAAGGUGGUUUGUCAACAGGUGUCAUGUCCCCCUGUGUCCUGCAUCAAUCCAUCUUUUGUUGAUGGAAGCUGUUGUCCUGUCUGUCUCAAUAAUGAAGAUGGCUGGUCCCCAUGGUCUGAGUGGACCCACUGCUCAGCCACCUGUGGACGUGGAGGGCAGCAAAGGGGCCGAUCCUGCAAUGGCAUCAUGCCAUCCUGCUCUGGCCCGUCAGUCCAAACCCGCAGCUGCAUAGUGAUGAGGUGUGACCACAAGGUGCGUGCUGAUGGCAACUGGGGCCUUUGGUCUCCUUGGUCUGCAUGUACAACCACAUGUGGAGAAGGCAACAUUACACGGGUCCGUCUGUGCAACAAUCCUCCACCACAGAAGGGGGGCAAGGGGUGCGCAGGUAGCGCCAGGGAGACACAACCUUGCAACAACACACUCUGCCCGAUUGCUGGAGGCUGGACAGUCUGGACUGAAUGGUCACUCUGCUCAGAGACAUGCGGUGGUGGCCUCAUGAGUCGCCAACGAGAGUGUGUUAACCCCGCCCCUCAGAACAGCGGGAAGCCUUGUGCUGGAGUUGCCGUGGACUAUGAAGCAUGUAACAAACAGCCAUGUCCUUUAGAUAUGUGUUUGCUUUCAAAUCCUUGUUUUCCUGGAGUCAAAUGUACAUCACAUCGCGAUGGGUCAUGGGAAUGUGGACGCUGCCCGCUGGGCUUAAGUGGCAACGGGACUCAUUGUGAAGAUGAGAAUGAGUGUGAAGUGGAGAGUGCGUGUGUUACACAGUGCAUAAACACAGACCCUGGAUACUACUGCCUACCCUGUCCGCUGCGCUAUAAAGGCACUCAACCGUAUGGCCUCGGUCUGGAAGAAGCCCUGAAAACGAGUCAGGUGUGUGAACCAUACAAUCCUUGCAAAGACAACACACACACUUGCCACAAGUAUGCUGAGUGUAUAUACCUUGGCCUGGCGUCUGAGGUCUUGUACAAGUGCGUGUGUGCUGUUGGGUUUGCUGGCGAUGGCUUCCUGUGUGGCGAGGACUCUGAUCUGGAUGGCUGGCCCAAUAACAGAUUACCCUGCAAGCAGAAUGCCACGUACCACUGUGAAAAGGAUAAUUGCCCCAUGCUGCCAAACUCUGGACAGGAAGAUCUGGAUAUGGAUGGACAGGGCGAUGCCUGUGACCCUGAUGAUGACAAUGAUGACAUCAUAGAUGAAAGGGACAAUUGCCCGCUGGUGUACAACCCUCGGCAGUUUGAUUCUGACAGGGAUGGGAUUGGGGACCGCUGUGAUAACUGUCCGUUUGAAAGCAACCCACUGCAGACAGACACUGAUGACAACGGAGAGGGAGAUGCCUGCAGCAUUGACAUAGAUGGAGAUGAGGUUCUGAAUGACCGGGAUAACUGUCCUCUAGUCUACAACACUGACCAGAGGGACACAGACCUGGAUGGCGUUGGAGAUCAGUGUGACAAUUGUCCGCUUCUACAUAACCCAGAGCAGCUUGACUCUGACAGUGACCUGGUGGGGGACAUGUGUGACAAUAACGAGGACAUUGAUGAGGAUGGCCACCAAAACAGUCUGGACAACUGCCCCUACAUUGCCAACAGCAAUCAGGCUGACCAUGAUAAAGAUGGGAAGGGAGAUGCUUGCGACCAUGACGAUGAUAAUGACGGUAUCCCUGACGACCGUGACAACUGCAGGCUGGUACCCAACAGGGACCAGCUGGACUCUGAUGGUGAUGGCAGUGGAGAUGCGUGCUUUGAUGACUUUGACAAUGACAGUAUUCCAGAUGCACUGGAUCCUUGUCCACUGAACCAGGAUAUUGGGUCCACAGACUUCAGGAAGUUUCAGGUUGUUUUGUUGGACCCUAAAGGCACCACACAGUCUGACCCUCUCUGGGUUAUCCGCAGUCAGGGUACAGAGCUGCUGCAGACUGCCAACUCUGACCCUGGGAUCGCUUUAGGAUACGACCAGUUCAGCGCCGUAGACUUUAGUGUCACAUUUUAUGUAAAUACCAACCGAGACGAUGACUACGCAGGCGUUGUGUUUGCCUACCAGUCCAGCCGACGCUUCUAUGUUGUCAUGUGGAAACAGGUGUCUCAGGCCUACUGGGAGAAAAAGCCAACCAAAGCAUUUGGCAAUGCUGGAGUCUCAAUCAAACUGGUCAACUCCAACACAGGACCAGGGGAGUAUCUACGCAAUGCUUUGUGGCACACAGGAAACACCAGACACCAGGUCAGAACAUUGUGGCAUGACCCCAAUAAAACUGGCUGGAAGGACUACACAGCCUACCGCAUGCACCUUAUCCACCGACCCAAGACUGGGUUCAUCAGGGUGGUGGUGUACGAGGGCAGGGACAUUUUGUCUGACUCGGGGGCCGUGUAUGACCACACCCUGGCUGGAGGCAGACUGGGACUGUUUGUGUUCUCUCAGGAACAUGUUAUCUUCUCGGACCUCAGAUAUGAGUGUAGAGAUAACUGAAUCAUUGUCUCGGGACACUCUGGGAAUUCCACAAAUAUCCACCAGAGAGAGCGAGAGAGAGAGAGAGGAUACACCAGACUCAGGCCUUAAUCCAGCCAAGACAAUCAAUUAAUGACCAUCCUCUAUCUGCCAGCUUUGUAUGCAACAGUAUUGAUUUCAGGCUGUCUUAUUCACUGUAUAUUACUGCUCUAACAGCAUCUCUAAUGACUCUAACUUCUUGUUGCUUUUCAUUUUGUGCUUCCCUAAUGGCUGUAAAUAAUUAUUUAUUGCCAGAUGCCAGACAUGAGAGGGAAAGAUGCAAAGAUAAAUUAAUGAUGGAGUAAGUGGAGCACAUGUCGGGUGGGGUCGUUACUUAUCAAUA